AUGGCUCGAAUGGUUCCACUCUCCGUCCUCGCCCUUCUCGCACUCUUGUCAACCUUCUCGCACCCUCGCACAGCACUAGUCGCCGCCGUCUCAGACAGACGGCAACUAGCGACACCAGCUGCCGACAGCUUUCAGCUGACCGGCGACUCCGGUUUUCACGACGGCGAGUACGACGGUUUAGACGACACGGGGCUGCUGAAUCUCUCUGAGGCGGAGCAGGCAGACUUUCUGCGCCAGUCCGAAGCUGAAGAGUCCGACUUCCUGCAGUACGAUUCCGAAAGUGUGCCGAUUCAGCCCAACAACGCGCAGCGCGCGGCCCUUCUCUCACUCAAGACCGCCUGGGGCUCCGAUUUUUUCAAGGCGGAAACGUGGUCGGAUGCGGAAGGGGAGCACCAGUGGUGGGGGGUUACUGUAGACUCUGAAGGUGACGUCGUGGCCUUGGAGUUGCCGAACGCGAAUUUGGAAGGCGAAAUUCCCGAGGAGCUGACGAAGUUUCAUGAUCUCGCGACGCUGGAUUUGCGUGGGAACAAGCUUACUGGAAGCAUCCCUGAAGGAAUAUUUUCCAGCUUGCCUUCACUGCAGGAUAUCUACUUGAGCGAUAAUCUGCUGCAAGGGAAGGUUCCCUGGAUCGAGUUCUUUUACUCUAAUGAAUCCAAGGUGUCGACUCUCAGGCUUGAUGGGAAUAGGUUUUCGGGCAAGAUUCGUCCCAAAGCUUUCGAUAACGCGACUUCACUUCAGGCUCUCUUUUUGGGCAACAACAAGUUCUACGGGAAGAUCCCACGGAGUCUCGGCAGCUGCAAAGAGAUAUCCGUCAUCGAUUUGAAGAACAACGAGUUUUCGGAUCUGAUGCCGACUACUAUCGCCGAUCUUCCCGGCCUUGAAGUGUUGGACGUUAGCGAGAACAAGCUGACCGGACCGAUUCCCAACUUCCUCGGGCGACUCCCCAGUUUAGUCAACCUCGACUUAAGCAAUAAUCAGUUUUCUGGCCUUGUACCGGAUUCAUUCAAACUGUUUUCGCACAAGGCGCGCGCGGUGAAAAUUGGAGACAACUUUCUGACUGGGCCUCUGCCUCAGUUUCCCCGCUUCUCUAAAGGCUGCGGCAUUAACGGUGUAGGAGGCUUGGACACCACAUCGUGUUACAUGCUUCGGUCUCUUUUGGAUUUUGAGGGCAACUUCUUUUACGGAAAUUACUCGCUGGACAUUCAGCUGCCCGGCUCGGAGAACCUUCCUGCCAUGUCAACAGUCUGCCCGUACGAGUACCCUGAAAGCAUCUACGUCAACGAUAACUGCCUGAGCUCCACGGAUUUGUGCGAAGUGGAGAAGCAGCGGCCACCUAAGGAGUGCGAUGAGUUUUGCGGGACUGGCAGUCCCGAGGGGCAGUGCGGGGGAAAGGGGGUGGUAUCGAAGCACCUGAAGUCGAUAGAGGAUGGAUCCGACAGCAAGAGAGACCACACAGAUGACGUCAACAUGGCACUCAUCGACCAGGUUCACAAGCUGAGCCUGCAGGUGCAGCAGCUCUCCACCAGCUCUCGACCAAUCACAGUCGUCAACGCUCCACCUGCACAAGAACGAGGGGGGAGCAUUGUGGGAUAUGUGAUACCUGUGGCAGUCAUUGGUGCGGCAGGUUAUGGAGUCAUGUGGUGGAAGGGCUGGCGAGUGAGCGAUCUCAUGUACGUGACCAGGAGGGGCAUGGACCAGGCGGUGAAGCUCAUGGGGGCGAAGGUGACGGAGCUGCAAACAGCCCUUGAUACGGCCAAGAAGCAGUUGGCUGGGCGGCUGGAGGGAGUGUCCAAAUCGGUGGCAGAGGGGCUGAAGAUGCAGGCGAUAAUAAAGAAAGAUGUUAUUGAGGUGAAGGGGGUGGUUACCAGUGUGAGUCGAGACCUGGACAACAUGCAUGGGCUGGUGGAGGGCAUGGAUACCAAGCUCGCAUCGCUCGAGCAGAAGCAGGACAUUGCCACACGGGGAGUGCUGCUGCUGUGCAGUUUCGUGAGCAGAGGGCUGCAGGGCAACCCCGGCAACCAGGAGCUGCUGAAGGGCCUGGCGGACAUGUCACAGAUGGCCGUGCCUCAGCUUGCCGCGGGGAAGGGCGCGCCAGCAGGGGGGGCAGUGGGGCUAUCAGGGCUGAAGGAGCUUGAAUUCAUCUCGUCUGCUUUGGAAUCUUCCGUGCACCAUACAG
Messenger RNA from Closterium sp. NIES-65, 2176 nucleotides. The record is from the annotation of a GenBank genome assembly. Lineage: Eukaryota; Viridiplantae; Streptophyta; Zygnematophyceae; Desmidiales; Closteriaceae.